Messenger RNA from Hypoxylon trugodes, 3282 nucleotides. Its product is annotated as complex proteins associated with Set1p component shg1-domain-containing protein. The coding region runs from base 188 to 2881 and encodes 897 amino acids. Lineage: Eukaryota; Fungi; Ascomycota; Sordariomycetes; Xylariales; Hypoxylaceae. The record is from RefSeq and is a predicted model, not a curated record. The transcript has 2 exons.
AACUUUCCGAGCUUCUAAUCUUCUUCAACUUUCAUUCACGCCUGAACCCAAUCUACUCAUUCACCAACGCCAUUCAUUCCUUCAUACAAAUUCACUCCUUAAAAAAUUGAAUUUGCCAUAUUGGAUGGUCUAUUUUAAUCUAUCGUUACAUGAUCGCGCCUCUUGUUUAACCCUCUUAUAGGCCUGGAUGGCCUCGGUCACGACCGCCAUGGCCUCUGGAGAUCAAGCGCCCGCUCCAGCGACCAGCGCAACAACUCUGGCGCCCCGAAAGUUCAAGGCUUCCGACUUACCUCUUCCAUCUGCUACGCGAUCCGCUAUUGAAGGGCUAGCACAUAGUUUUAAGAAGAAAGGUGGUUACGAUGCGAUCCGCAAGCAGGUCUGGGAGAAAUUUGAACAAAGUGACUGUGAAGCACAGGUUACCAAAUCGAUUCUCCAAGUCGCCGAACAGGAACUCGAGCGCAACCCAUCCCAACUCCUUACCUUAGACCGUCGAAAGGCCGCCACUCUUAUCGACGGUGCCCUCGACCGAUCUGGAGUUUACCAGAAAGCUAACGAAGUUCUUGAUCAACUCAUUGAUGUCGAGGGUAUCGAAACGCGCAUGCGUCAAUUGCGUGAGGCUGAAAUCGGUACCGAGGCGGCUUUGGAAGAGAAACUACGCGGCUCUAAAACUGAUGAGGAAUAUGCUUCCGAGUCAGCUCGUAGCCUAGAAGAGCGCGACCGAAUUCGACGAGAGCUAAGGCAAAAAGAGGAGCAGAUCUUGGAAGAGAAACGCAAGAUCGAGCGAGAAGAACGAAAGAAACGGGAGCGCGAAAGAGAACGUGAGCUAGAAAUAGCCGAGACCAAGCGCAAAGAAGAGCGAGAUGCCCGAAGACGUGAGCGUGAGAAGAAAGAAGCAGAACGUGAUCGCGAAAGGGAGAAGGAAAGAGAGGAACGACGGCGAGCACGAGAGCAGGCUAGGGAUAAAGCCCACGACUCAGACCGUCGUUCACGAUCCAGAUCGAGAACGAGACACAGAUCUCGAGAUAAUUCAAGACACCGUGACCGGGAUCAUGAUAGGGAGCGCGAUCGAAAUCGCGACCGUAGCCGCCGCCCUGAUAGUAGAGAGAGGCGACGCCGAGAUCGAGCUAGAGACCGGCCUGAAGUGCUUAACAAGCACCUCACCAAGGAGGAUCACGAGCGACUUGAAAAGAAAGCACUCGAGGAUAUCCUAGCGGAGAGUAAGAAGUCAACCUCGAAAAAGCCCGAACCUGAGAUCGAUGCGGCCCUUAUACCACCCCCUCGAAGAACGAAGCCGGCAUCUGCCAUACAACCUAUACGUCGUGAUUCUUUGAAGAGCUCAGACUCAAAGAAGAUCCCUGAGUCCUCGAAACCUAAAUCUAAGGAUCCAGUGAAGGAUACGAAAGAUUCUAAGGACGUAAACGACGCGAAAGAAACGAAGGACGCAAAGGCAACUAAAGAGCCUAAAGAGGUUAAGGAGGUUAAGGAGCCCAAAGAAUCUAAGGAUAUCAACGAAUCUAAAGAGGCUAAAGAUAGUAAGGAACCUAAAGAUGACAAGGCCGAGGGGUCAUCCAACCGAGCGUCUUCUCGACAUCGUCGUGAUCGAUCGCGAGCCACGGAGGACGAUCGUAAAACCCGCGACCGUGAUCGUGAUCGUGCCCGCGAACGAAGCCGUUCCCCACCUAGGCACGACAGAAGGGAUGAUAGAAGGGAACGAAGUAAGUCGCGACAUCGAUCAGAUCGUCGGGAUCGCAGUCGGUCUAGGGAUCGUGACCGGAACCCGGAAAGAGAUAGGGACUUUUACCGACCCGGACAGCGAGACAGAAGUCGCUCUCAUGUACGAUCUCGUCGUGAUAGGCCUGAAAGGAGUCGUUCAGGGGAUAGGUAUAAGCCUGAUCAUAGGGAGCGAAGCCGAUCUAGGCGUAGAGAAGGCCGAGACAGGCGUGAUCGAAGCCGUUCAGCUGUUCGCCCCAGUCGCAAGGAUGAUCGUCGAGAGAGGUCUCGCUCAACUAGACCCCGAACUGAAAGGGUUCGCUCACGUGUAUCUCGAAGCCGAUCCCGUUCUCGGCCGGCUACUUCCAACAAGCAUGAGGUUACGGAUGCUGAAGCUUGGAAGCAAGGAGAGAUUAAGAAGCGAGAACAAGAAGCUAAGGCUUACUUAGCUGCGCAGCGUGAAGCCCGUGAGAAGGGUCUACCUGUUCCAGGCGUUGAUGACAAAAGGAGCACGGGAGAGCGUUCACCCGAAGUCAAAAGAUCACGUGCCCCUGAGGAAAUUGAUAGGUACAGGCCUAGUGACCGUGAUCGAGCUGGAACUAGCGAUAAGUAUAGAGAGCGGGACUACGAUCGAGACAAGGGAAAGGACAAGGAGAGAGAAAAGGAGAAGGACGAUAGAAGGGUUCGCCGUCGUAGUCGAAGUAGGUCUCCGAGCAGACGUCGAGACCGCGAUCGCGACCGAAGUCGUGAGAGAGAUAGGAGUCGAGAUCGUGAGCGUCGGCGCUCCCGUGAUCGUUAUCGUGGGGAGGCGGCUCGUGACAGAGACCGAGACGACCGCGGCCGUGAUCGUGACCAUGACCGGGACCGUGGAAAGGAUCGUGAUCGGGAGCAUGGUCGUGACAAGGAUCGCGACGGGGACAAGGAUAAGAGAACUCGUACCGACAAAGGUACUGAAUCCGAGUCACGACGGGAUCGGGACCGAGAGCGAAAGGGCCGAAGCCCUGCACCCCGCAGUCCUGUACCCCGGGGAGAUGCACGAGGCGGAAGCACUGCACCGAAGAGAGAACGAAGUCCGCCAUCUAAGAGAGAUAGAUAUGGUCGAAGUUCAAGCCGAGGAAGAAACAAUCGAAGCCGAAGCCGUAGUCAUAGACGCACACGGAGUCCCCGUUAGUCGAGGGGUAGUAAGGUUACUUCUAUGCAUCGUCUUGUAUUGCUACGAAAUACUUUCCGAUAUCACCAUGAGUUAAAUGAUGUGUACAACUCGAAAAUGAACUACGGACAAAAGCACUGGUGGUCGACCUGGCCUGGGACACCAGAGCAGCAGCCAGUUGUUCCGUUACGUCGUCGAGGAUCGCAAAAGCUAUACCCUUAGGUCAUGCUAGGCGUUUGGGGGGUUAUUGUUUACGAAAUAGGCAUAGGAGGUGGUCAAAAUUUGGAGGCGACAAACUUCAUUGGUAGUAUCUAACCAGCUUUACUCUCCAAUAAUAGGGGAUAUUACCUACGUAGCUGCUGUAAUUUCCGUGUCGAUGUUAGAAGUUCCGAUUUCUGAUUCCUCCAUUUGGCCCCCAUACG